GAGAGUCAAUCAUGGUUUUUGUGUUUAAUCCUUAGCUUUGGCUUGGUUGUACUGUCAGACGCGCAAAGACCGCCCUAUAUUCCACCGCCUGAAGUUGGGAGAAAAAGGAACGCUGAGGACAUACUUCAGGUAAAUAGACUUUUAGACUUAAGGACGUAGGUUUUUUCCAUAGCCAUAAAUUUUCUGACUUAUACUAAGUCAUAUGAGUUUAAAACCAUAUCGUACAAAAAAAAUUGUUUUGUAAGGAUCUACUUUUGUAAGUCUCAUUUCUCCGUUACGGAUGUCAUUUUGAGAGCAAUCUGGUACAUUUUCUUUGUCCAGUAACCCAGCUUGUCGCGGGGUAAAGAUAAUGAGGCAAAAAUCUUAGUGCCUUGUUGUCUUAGUGCGUAACACUAUUUAAAGAAUCGUAACUUUUUUCCAAGGAAAUCGUACGCAAUGCAGAUGAAGAUAGACUCUCGUAUCUUCCGCCGAUUGAAAUGGGAAGAAAGCGAGAAAGUAACCGCCGACUCAUGAUGGUAAGUCCUUUCAGGCUUGACACGUAUUUAAUUUGCGUUAUUUCCAUUCUCAGUAUCGCUUUUGCGAAGAGUUAGACUUUUGAACUGGCACCAAAGGAAAUUUUUAACGAACCAAGAAAAUGAAAGAAGGCGGAAAUGCCCCGGUCAAAUUAUUAGUAUUCAAUCUUUUCAAUUUGUUAAUAAGUAGUCAUAUCUCUACUCUCUUCUUAUUCGUUAAUUUCUGUAAUUAAUAGUUAUUCAACUGUUUGCGGGCAAAAAGAGCGCCGGUUUUUGUAUUCAAAUCGAUUGAUAGCAGAUUCGAGCGUAACAUUAAUUAUAUUAUUGACGUCAUACAUUUGUCCUGCGGGGCCAUCAGCUUAACUUGGGACAAGGCUAAAACUGAAAAAUUGACAAACGGGCGGGCGGAAGGAACCGAGCGAGAGACUGGGGGAAAGGUCAGCGUCCCCAAGUACCCACUCCCUUUUAAUUUUUCUCUCGCUGUCUCGGCCUAUAUUUAACCCAUGGAGGGCCUGUUCACGGGCUACUAUCAGCUUGUCACAUGGACCUCGAUUUAGCAAACCGAAAUGAAGGGAAACAUAGGAAUCGCCAUUCACAUAUUAAAUAUUUAAUAAAAAUUUAAAUAGUUCUUUUCAGAGGCUUUAUUUCGUAAAUUGACAGCUCAAUUUGAUCAAGAGCCUUUGAUUGAAUGAAUUCAUAUUGAGGCAAAUCUGGUGAUCGCAAUCCAGGCCAUAUAGCAAUGAAAUUGUGAAUGAUUGCCCUAUUAAAAAUUCAAAUAUAUAUUUUUUUGUUUCAGAAAAAGCAACGAUAUCAUCACCAUCAAUAA
This is a messenger RNA of Porites evermanni, 1338 nucleotides long. NCBI's taxonomy places the organism in Eukaryota, Metazoa, Cnidaria, Anthozoa, Scleractinia, Poritidae. The record is from the annotation of a GenBank genome assembly.